AUGUCAACUACAAUUCUUCCAGAUAUUUAUCGUCAUACCGCAAGAAAAAGUACAAUUUCACGAAAUGUUAAAAUUUCAUCUAAUAAUUUACCUUUAUAUAAUUCAACAUCUAUUGUUGAUAAUAAUAAUAUAAAAGAAGAAAAAAUAAUUUUUGAUCAAAUUCAAUCUGAUUAUAAAUUUGAAAAAAAUAUUCAACAACAAAAACAAUCAUUUCUUAUCUUACCUGAUAAUGAAAUUGAACAAAUGAUUAUUGAACAAACAAAUGAAGAAAUUAUUAAAGAUAUACUUGAACAAAUUCAAAAACAAAUUUCAAAUGAUUAUUUAAAUCAAACAAAUGGAAUACAAAUUAUUUCAACAGAUAUUCAUAAUUGUAUUGAUUCACUUCUCAAUCAUUUUGAUACAAAUAAUAAUGAAUCUAUUUCAACAAUAAAUGAUGUACAAAUGGAAGAUAUAACUAGAAGUUUAACUGAACAAACAUCAAUGGAAAGUGAUCAACAGUCUUCAAUACUUUCACAAUUUGAUAUUAUAGAACCUGAAGAAUCAAUAUCUACUAGUCAUGCACAUUUAUGUACAUGUCAAUGUCAUCAAACAACAUCUAAUUCUGUAAUAAUAAAUCCUACAAAUGAAUAUAUUUUAUUUGAACGUAUUUUACAACAAACACGUCAAGAAGAACAAGAAAAACAAAUAUUAAAUAAUAAUAAUCGUCUAUUACAAACAUUAAAACAUCAACAUCAAGAAUUAAUGAAUUUUUAUCAAAAACAAACCAAUAUAAAUAAAAUCGAUCGUGAACAACAAACGAUUCAUAUAGAUCAACAAGAUUCACAAAUUCAAACUGAUUCAACAACCAUUCAACAACAACAAAAUUCUAAAUCAAAUGUUUAUGUAUAUGUUAAUGGAAUAAAUCCUGUACCAACUCCGAAAAUUUUUCCAACAACAAAUCCACGUCCUUUUAAUACAUUUCUUACUCCAAUUCGAACAACAGGUCCAUCAUUACAACAAUUAAUACCUUGUUUAACAACAACUAAUACAGCUUCAACAAUAACAUUAACAAAUAAAACAUCAAUAAUUAAAAAAAUAACAUCAAUUCCAAUAAUAAAUUCUCAUCCUCCUCCACCACCACCACCACCACCACUACCACCACCACCACUUGUUACAUCUUCAUUAUCAUCAACUUCGCAUGAUAUUGUUGAUUUAACAGAAGAAGAUGAUGAUCAUACAAAUAAAAUAUCAACAGAAAAAAUUUCAUCUACUGCACCAGAACAAAAUCCAAUAUCUGCACCUACGACUAUUCGUAAUCAACCAACAAAUCGUCCAAUUCGUCCAAAUACUACUAUUCCACUUGGACAGGCAUUUCUUUCACGUCCAUUACCUGAACAUAAUUCAUGUGAUAAUACUAUAGCUCGACCUCAAUUAAGUAUAACACAUGAUAAUACAAUAGUUCGAUUAACUUGGAAUUUACCUUCAACACCAAUGGAAUCUAUACAGAAUUAUGAAAUCUAUGCAUAUAAACAAAAUGUAACAACAACAUCAUCGGAUUGGAAAAAAAUUGGAACAGUUAAAUCAAUGCGUUUACCAAUGGCAGUUACUCUAAAAGAAUUUCAAUGUAAUUGUCAUUAUGCAUUUGCUGUUCGAGCAAUAUCAAUUAAUAAUAAUACUGGUCCUUUUUGUGAACCAAAAACAAUAUUUACAGGAAAUAUACCUAUUGAACCUCUUAAUACAAGUCAAAUACUUAAUCUAUCAUUAUAA
Rotaria sordida is the source of this 1746-nucleotide messenger RNA. The record is from the annotation of a GenBank genome assembly. NCBI's taxonomy places the organism in Eukaryota, Metazoa, Rotifera, Eurotatoria, Philodinida, Philodinidae.